AUGGAAUCUCAAGAACAAUUUUCUCAAGAGAGUUCUAGGCAUAGACAUCGUCAUCGCCAUUAUCACAAGCACCGCAAACAUAUAAUUUCUGAAGAACCAGACCCAAUUUUAUUAGAAGUUACUGAAAAUGAACGAAAUGAAAUUAAUCAAGAAAAUUCUAAUGAAUCAAUUGAUAAAGAAGCAGAAGAAAGUCAAAUAAAUGAACAUCAAGAGCAAGAAAAUGACAAUCAACCAGAAGAACAAGCUCAAAAAAGGCAAGAAUCAGUUUUAAAUGAGCCAGCUAGACCAAUAAGAGUCUUCAGACCGGAUCCUAUCCAUAAAGAAAGAGAAAGCAAAGUACCAUUUUAUAGUAAAUUGCACUUUACAAGAGAAGAAGACCAAAUAAUUUUAGAUAACUAUGUUGGACGUAAUACUGACUGGAGUCAUAUCGCUUCCUUGUUAUCUAAGCGAUCAGCCAAAAACUGUAAAGAUAGGUAUUUUCAAUACCUUGAUCCUUCAAUUAACAAUGAUCCAUGGACUGAACAAGAAAAGAUUAAAUUACAUGAAUUAGUCAAGAGAUUCGGAACAGACUGGAGAGUUAUACAAAAGUUUUUUGUAGGAAAAACAAUUACUAACUUGAAAAACACUUUUACUUCAUACUGCAAGAGAAAAGAUAUUGAUAAAACAGAAUAUCUACAAAAAGCCGAGCGUAGGAGAAUACAAAGGCGAAAUAAAGAAUUACCAAGAUUAACUGAUGAAGAAAUUGUUGCUCUUUCAAGAGAACUAGCUCCUAUUGUUGAACAGGAGUUCCAAAAUUUGUUUAAAGAUUUGUAA
Messenger RNA from Trichomonas vaginalis G3, 813 nucleotides. RefSeq names its product RNA polymerase II transcription regulator recruiting protein. Gene Ontology annotation, biological process: regulation of DNA-templated transcription. Lineage: Eukaryota; Parabasalia; Trichomonadida; Trichomonadidae. The transcript has a single exon. Gene Ontology annotation, cellular component: nucleus. The record is from RefSeq and is a predicted model, not a curated record. The coding region runs from base 1 to 813 and encodes 270 amino acids. Gene Ontology annotation, molecular function: DNA-binding transcription factor activity, RNA polymerase II-specific; RNA polymerase II cis-regulatory region sequence-specific DNA binding.